Crotalus tigris (Tiger rattlesnake) is the source of this 1314-nucleotide messenger RNA. RefSeq names its product small vasohibin binding protein (gene SVBP). The record is from RefSeq and is a predicted model, not a curated record. The transcript is spliced from 2 exons. The coding region runs from base 56 to 319 and encodes 87 amino acids. Gene Ontology annotation, cellular component: apical part of cell. Gene Ontology annotation, biological process: protein secretion; negative regulation of protein ubiquitination. NCBI's taxonomy places the organism in Eukaryota, Metazoa, Chordata, Lepidosauria, Squamata, Viperidae.
UGACGCCUGCGCGCUGAGGCGCUGCUCGGCCGCCAUCUUGGUCGGGCUGAGGGGAAUGGAGCCCGGCGGGGGCCGGCGCGAAAAGGGCCCGCCGCCGCCGCUGGUGCUGCCGCCCGCCAAGGGCAAGGAGGGCCCCGGGUCCGGCGGCGGGGGCGGCGGCGGCAACGCCCGCCUGGAGAAGGCCAAGCAGCGCUCGGCCCAGCAGGAGCUGAAGCAGCGGCAGCGCGCCGAGAUCUAUGCCCUCAACCGGGUGAUGACGGAGCUGGAACAGCAACAGUUUGAUGCCUUCUGCAAGCAGAUGAGGGCCUCCAGUGAGUGACAGCCAGAUCUUCGCUCCCCACACAAGACUUCACUCAAGGUCUGGACACUGGACCACGGUCAGUGGCCUGUUAAACCACGGUGAGAAGCCCCCAGACCCUUUUUUCCUCUGGGCUACGGCAGUGCCUCUCAGCCGCUUCCAGGUCCACCAAAAGUCCUUGCCAAAAUGGACUUUCUCAUUGUUUGAACUGUUGUUUUUUUUUAAUCCUAUUUAUUAAAUAAAUGUCUUUUAUAUGUGUGCAAAUAAAUAUCUGUCUGUGAGACCAAAAGUCCAGUGCAGAUAUGGUCAGGACCAUUACGAUACUUCCAGGCAAUCCAAAAGCCGGAAAAAAAAGUUUCCCCUCCUUCUCCCUUACCCAAAACAGAGAUUCAAGGUGUGCUGCCUCUUCACAUGGAGGCAUUGCUUGAAAGUCACUGGUGGGCAAAUAAAUGGAGAAGAGUCCUGAGGCUCUGAUUGUUUGGUGCGACAUAAAGUUGUUCAGAAGUUGCACAGAAAUGUUAUUUUGUAUAUCUGAAACCUGAUGACCAUCCCUUCCCUCUUUGCUCAAGGUUUAUAAGAAGGGGGGGGAACUUCCCCUCCCAUCUACUGUCAUCACUACAGCUGACUUUCUCUGUCCCCCUAACCUCUUUUCCCCCUUUCUAUCUGCUUAGCUGACAAUGUGAAAUUUGUGUGGUAGUAAAGAUUGUAACACUACAGCCUCCUCCCUCCUGCUCCAGACCUUAUGAAUGCCUCCCUAGCUUAUCACAGUUCCCAAGCACACGCACAGUACAAAACCAAAAUUACACAACAAAAUCAUGGUUUUCUGAGUUUAAUAUUUCCUCCAAGCACGAGAACACUAGUUUCAAGUAUAGUUUUCCAAUGACACAACGUCCUCUUCCUGUCUUUCUUUUCCUCUGGAGUUUUUAAUUAAAGAGCUCUUGGGAAAAGCCCAUUUUCCAAAUGUAUUUCAUUACCCUGAUAAAUAUAAAAAACAUUAAAAGCGCUACCUGGCACAA